Cornus florida is the source of this 925-nucleotide messenger RNA. RefSeq names its product protein LOL1. The transcript is spliced from 6 exons. The coding region runs from base 218 to 655 and encodes 145 amino acids. The record is from RefSeq and is a predicted model, not a curated record. NCBI's taxonomy places the organism in Eukaryota, Viridiplantae, Streptophyta, Magnoliopsida, Cornales, Cornaceae.
AUCUCUUUUUAACACCACCUUUUCUCACUCUACUCCUUGCGCAAUUAGUCAAUUACAAAUUACAUCUCUCGCUCUCUCUUUCUCUCUCUCUCUCUCCACUUCAUCUUCAACCAGCAAAGAGCAAAUGUUAAGGAUGGAAAAAACAGAUCCAAUUCAUGUGUUUGAAGCAGCAAACUACUAAGAUCUUAGAAUAGUGAGUUCCUCUGCGAGAUUCACAAUGCCAGUUCCUCUUGCUCCGUAUCCGACGCCACCGCCAUCAUUUACACAACCUGCAAAUGGUACUCAGAGCCAGCUUGUGUGUUCCGGAUGUCGAAACCUUUUACUCUAUCCAGUAGGGGCAACCUCUGUAUGUUGUGCUGUUUGCAAUGCAGUCACAGCUGUGCCGCCUCCCGGCACAGAAAUGGCUCAGUUGGUUUGUGGAGGCUGCCACACCUUACUCAUGUACAUUCGCGGAGCAACAAGCGUACAAUGUUCUUGUUGUCACACCAUCAAUUUAGCCUUAGAAGCAAAUCAGGUAGCUCAUGUCAAUUGUGGGAACUGUCAGAUGCUGUUGAUGUACCAAUACGGAGCACGAUCUGUGAAAUGUGCAGUCUGCAAUUUUGUGACAUCGGUUGGGGCCUCAACCAGCAGAACUGAACAAAAGUUCAACACCUAAAAACUCCGAAACAAGUCUAUUAUUACAAACUUCUACAAUCUCGGUUUCGCAGCUUAUUGUUUCCCUAGAAACUGCAACGAUCCAUCCUCCGGCUACAUGUAUAGAGUGUUUUUUUUUUUUUUUUUUCCGUUUCAUUUGCGUGACUUUAUCAUGAAUAAGCAGUUUUUUUUUAGGCCAAGUUUGGUGUGAGAGGUACUGUGAUGUGAUAAAGACUUUGAGGUUGUAACUGCAGCUGAAAGUUUCGGAUAAGAAUAACUUCAUUUUCUUCUA